Drosophila busckii is the source of this 2535-nucleotide messenger RNA. RefSeq lists its product as uncharacterized. Gene Ontology annotation, biological process: regulation of transcription by RNA polymerase II. Gene Ontology annotation, molecular function: DNA binding; protein binding. Bases 279 to 2306 code for a protein of 675 amino acids. The transcript has a single exon. Gene Ontology annotation, cellular component: nucleus. NCBI's taxonomy places the organism in Eukaryota, Metazoa, Arthropoda, Insecta, Diptera, Drosophilidae. The record is from RefSeq and is a predicted model, not a curated record.
UUCUCUCUCUCUCGUUUUUUCACUUGUAUUUGUUGGCACAGAGUACAACGCUCAGUUGAAGCCUUAAGCUGGCGCUCAAGGUCAGAAAGCAUCUCACCAGCUACUCGCCCACACUGCUGAGCGCCGCGUUCAGCAGCCUGAACAGCGCCUAUCACAGCAGCAGCGAUAACACCGCCGACGAGGAGCCCGAACCGCACGCCCAUCCUCAAUUUCAUCAUACAGGGCACACCCAUUCCCAUUCACAUUCGCGCCAGCGUCAGCACAGAGAGCGUGACGAGAUGGCGGGCGGCGCGCCCACAGCUGCAGCCGGCGGCGGUGGCGGCGGCGCCAAUGAGGGUCAAACAUAUUGUCUGCGCUGGAACAAUCAUCAGACGAAUCUAGUGCAGAUCCUGCACGCACUGCACGAGGUGGGCAGCUAUGUGGACUGCACACUCGUGGUGGACGACGAGCAGUUCAAGGCGCAUCGCGUGGUGCUGGCAGCCAACUCGCCUUACUUUCAGGCCAUACUGCAGGAUGUGCCGCAGGAUCAGUGCAGCAUUAUACUGCCGGGUGUGAAGGGCUUUGAGAUUGCCGCAUUGCUGCAAUACAUGUACACGGGUGAGACGACGGUGACCAAGAGCCAGGAGCCGGAGAUACUGCGCACCGCCAAGGAGCUGCAGGUCAAGGGACUCUAUGACAAUCUGAUGAAAUUCAAUCACAAGUCCAAUGCGGAGCCCAGCCAGCCGUAUCAGUGCAGCAUUGGCGUUGCACCACAGCCCAGCUCCAGCUCCAGCUCCGGCUGCAAGCCGCUGAAUGGGCAGCACAAUUCCUCCAAUGUGAUCUCAACAUCUACGCACAUCUCGCCCAGCGCUGCCAUCAGCAGCAGCUGCUCGCCGCCACCGCCGCCGCCGCCACACUACGGCGGCUAUCAGACGCCCUAUGCCAACUACAUGCCCAGCUCAGCGCAUCACAGCGCAGCGGAGGCGCCGCUAACCCCCACACACAGCACGCCGCAUGCAGCCGCUGGUGAAGCGGGCGCCUGGCCACUGACGCCCUCUGCUGCCGCCGCCGCUGCCAUGUUGAACUCUGUUUACGAAUCCGCCGCCGACAUGAAUCCGCUCAAGCGCAAGAAGCUCUCAGCCAUCUCCAGCAUGUUGCUCAACAGCACCAGCAGCAGCAGCAGUCGCGACACGCCCAUACUACGCAAUGUGCUGGCCCAAGCUAAUCCCGCUGACAGCUCCCAAAUGCUGCUCAAGUCCGAGAAGACGCCGCAGCAGCAGCAACAGCAGCAGCAGCAACAACAGCAACAGCAGCAGCAGCAGCAGCUGCUCGCAGCCAGCGGCAAUCACAGCUUCAAUGGCUCCGACUAUGGCGACAACAAGGAGCCCAUGUCGCCGCACACAGAUCUCAGCUUCGACGAGGAGAGCGGCGGCGCCGGCGGCAAGAAACCGGAGUGGAAGCGCUACAAGCAAUACACACGCGCCGACAUGAUGUGCGCCAUCCAGUGCGUACGCGAGGGCAUGAGCGCGCUCCAGGCCAGCCGCAAGUUCGGGCUGCCCAGUCGCACGCUCUACGACAAGGUGCGCAAGCUGAACAUCAACACCGGACGCGGCACACAUCGCACGCCCAAGCGCAGUCCGUCCAGCGUGGGCGUCGAGUCGCCCGCUGCCUUUCCCUAUGCCGCCGCCGCCGCAGCAGCAGCUGCCACCAACUACGAGAAGAAGGAGCACGCUGGCCCGCAUCAUGGCAUGCCGCCCACCAUACCGCACUCGGCAGCAGCGCUGCUGGAUCACGCGUUCCUACAGCAGGCGCUGGAGAAUCGCGGCGGCGACAUGGCGGGCCGUGAAGCGCUGCACGCCAUGGCGCUGGCAGCGGCGGCGCAUGCUGCAGCCAAUCGCAUGUCCAGCAGUCCGCCGGACGCCAAUGGACAUGGCGCCGGCGAGUCGUCCUCCCACUACGAUGACGAGCAGCAGCAGCAGCAGCAGCAGCAUGAGCGUCUGUUCAAGCGCGAGGCCAUGGACGAGGAGCGCUGCGAUGCCGACGACGAAGAUGAGCAUGAUCAAGUCGAAGAUUUGUCGCUGGCGCGCAAGGAGCGACCCGAGUCGCCUUACUCGCCGCCGCCGCCACGCGCUGCUUCGCCCAUGGAAAGCGCCAGCGUCAUUAUGCACGCCAAUGGCGGCAAAGAGCAGCAGCAGCAGCAGACCGACUAUGAAGCGGAGCUGGCCAACGCCAGUUCGCCCACGCCGCCUGCACUGGGCUUGAGCCUCAAGCACGAGCGCGAGCUGCUGGCCAGCGAGGAGUCGCCGGCGCAAACGCACUCCGACUGAUUGAUGCUCACCAUGGCCUGGCAGUAUGCGGCCGAUAGCCGCGAUUCCAUCUGCUAGGCCUAACUUAAUUAUUUAUGCAAUCACCACAAAAUAUCACUAGUAAUAUUUUGUUGUUGGUUCCGGCGUACAACGUGCAAAACUAAAAAAAAAAACUUAAACAAUUCUUGUUGUUCUUGUUGUUGUUGUUGUGUUUAAACUUAGCGAGCCCCAAACCGAGCUCAGCAAACAG